This is a messenger RNA of Colossoma macropomum (tambaqui), 2741 nucleotides long. Its product is annotated as solute carrier family 23 member 1. The transcript has 12 exons. Lineage: Eukaryota; Metazoa; Chordata; Actinopteri; Characiformes; Serrasalmidae. Gene Ontology annotation, cellular component: membrane. Gene Ontology annotation, biological process: transmembrane transport. Gene Ontology annotation, molecular function: transmembrane transporter activity. The record is from RefSeq and is a predicted model, not a curated record. Bases 45 to 1874 code for a protein of 609 amino acids.
CGCAGCUCAGUGCUCCUCUGCCUCCUCCUCAGGCCAGAUCAGCCAUGCAUCUCUCUCAAGAGGACGGAAAGGUAGAGAUUGUACUGAAGGAGGAAGAAGCCACAGGAACAUCAUUUGAAACUUCAGGAAACAGCCACCAGCCAGACCACAUGGUCAUAACAGAACCAAGGAGUGACAGCUUAGACGAGAGCCUUGACCACAGGCCUGGGAAUACCCUUAUCUACUCCAUCAAUGACCGUCCACCUUGGUACCUCUGUGUUCUCCUCGGCUUCCAGCAUUACAUACUGGCAUUUGGUGGCAUCUUGGCUAUCCCUCUCAUUCUCGCUGAGCCACUGUGCAUUAAGGACAACAAUGGAGCCAAGAGCCAGCUCAUCUCCACCAUCUUCUUCGUGUCAGGCAUUUGCACUGUGCUGCAGACGACUAUUGGGACCAGGUUGCCAAUCCUGCAAGGUGGAACGUUCACCUUCAUCACGCCAACACUGGCCGUCCUGGCUCUGCCCAAGUGGAAGUGCCCAGAAGUUGCCGCAAACGCUGACCUCAAUGCCACGGCAGAGUCCGUCUCACUCACAGACCCUGAGGAGGUUUGGAAAGUGCGCAUGCGUGAGAUCCAGGGGGCCAUUCUGGUGGCAUCGGUGCUGCAGGUUGUGCUUGGGCUGUCUGGUCUGGUGGGGCUGGUGCUGAAGUUCAUCGGGCCACUGGCCAUCGCACCCACCAUCAACCUGAUCGGGUUGGCACUGUUCAGAGAGGCUGGGCAGAAGUCAGGAGCACACUGGGGAAUUUCAGCUCUGACAGUGUGUCUUAUUCUGCUCUUCUCCCAGUAUCUCAGCAAGGUCGAUGUUCCGCUCAUUGCUUACAAGGACAAAAAGUGGAAGGUCUUUCAGUACCCGCUUUUUAAGCUCUUUUCGGCCCUGUUUGGGAUGUGUGGAGCCUGGCUGGUCUGCUUCUUCCUGACAUACUUCAAUGCUUUGCCCACAUCGCCGGAUGAGUACGGCUACAAGGCCAGGACAGACAUCAACCUGGAUGCAGUAAGCAGCGCUGCAUGGUUCUUUGUGCCCUACCCAGGGCAGUGGGGUCUCCCGACAGUGAGCUUCUCCUCUGUCCUUGGCAUGGUGGCAGGGGUGCUGGCCUCCACCAUGGAGUCCAUCGGGGAUUAUUAUGCCUGUGCAAGGCUCUCUGGUGCUCCCCCUCCACCCACACAUGCCAUUAAUCGGGGGAUCGCUGUGGAGGGUCUGGGCUGCAUUUUGGCUGCUCUGUGGGGCACCGGCAACGGAACAACUUCGUACAGCCAGAACAUUGCUGCCCUUGGAAUCACCAGGGUUGGCAGCAGGCUGGUGUUGCAGACAGCUGGCCUCCUCAUGGUCUUCCUGGGACUCUUCGGGAAGUUCAGUGCCGUGUUCAUCACGAUCCCAGACCCGGUCAUCGGAGGCAUGUUCCUGGUCAUGUUUGGAAUGAUUGCAGCUGUGGGAAUAUCAAACCUGCAGUAUGUGGACUUGAACUCUUCCAGAAAUCUGCUGAUCCUUGGUUUUUCAACCUUCAGUGGCCUUGUCCUGCCGACGUGGUUUCAUUCAAACCCAGACAUGAUUAACACAGGCAUAACAGAAUUGGAUCAACUAAUCAUGGUGCUUUUCACCACCCACAUGUUCAUUGGUGGUUUCUUUGGAUUUGUUCUAGACAACACGAUUCCAGGGACAGACGAGGAGAGAGGAAUAAAGAGCUGGAGGAAGACAGUCCACGGCAUUAACAGCGCAUACUUCAGCGAUCAGUCCUGUUACAAUCUGCCCUUCUGCAUGAACUUCCUCCACAGAUUCAGAUUCCUUCAGCACCUUCCCUUCCUUCCUCACCUGAAGUCCCAGGACCAGGGGACACACCUUUAAAACCUGAAGCUUCAGAUUAAACUCGUUACAGAUUCCAAAAAGUGUUCUGGACACAUUAACAAUUUACUGUAGUAUAGGCCUAAUUUAUUAGGCCGUUAAUGUACAGACAUUUUUUAUAACCAUACUGUUUUCUGCAUGGCCCUGCGGUAUGAAAACAUGUGAAUGUGGUCAUUGAUUUAUGGCCAAGCUUAAGUCAUGUUUGGGAAACCAAUCCAACAUCAUUAAAGCUAGACCUAAUGGUGAGGUAACAAUUUAGAAAAGAUCCCGAGGUCUAGAAAGGGAGGUUUCUCAGUUUACAGUUUCUGUUGAAGCUGUUAUCCAGAGAUAAGAAAUAAAUUCCAGGAUACUUCUUGCAGUCUUGCAAUACCUAAUGACUCAGAUAGCUCAAUCCAAACAUGCCCCUAGCCAACAACUACAUGUAAGAUUUCAAACGUCUCCCACAUCCAUAAACUUGUCCUUCAGAAAAAAUUUCACCUGGGUUUAUUUUUAUGGCCUGCUGCUAUACACCGUCGGUGCUGAAUUAGGCACAUGAUUCUGUUUAAUGCUGUUGUUUUUGAGCGGUUUGCUGAGAUAUCAGACCUCUUGCAGUGUUGCUUCAGUCAAGUAUUUGCAUUGUGCAAAUAACAUUUGCGCCUUUGCCUGGAGCAGUUAAAAUACUGUGCGAAAGUCAGAGACCACCUUUCAUUUAUAUAAUUUCCAGUCAGGAUAUCCUUUAAGUACAAGGUUUUCAUUCAUAUUUCCGGAGACAUUUCUAAGGAGAUUAUAUAUAAGGUAAUCCACUUGCAUAAGAAAGGGGAAAGUCAAAGGAAACCAAGGGCCAAUCCCAUUUGAACCCUUGCGCCUACCACUUAGCCCUUAGCCCUUCGC